AUGUCUGCCGAAAACGACAACAAGCCGCUCGAGGAGGUCAAGGCCCCGGAGGCGAAGGCCGAAGAGACGCAGGAGACUCCGGCCGAUGCUAAGCCUGUCACCUCUUCUUCCGUGUUCUCCAUGUUUGGUGGUGGCGCCAAGAAGGAGAAGAAGGAGGAUGAGGAUCGCGGCGAUAACUCUGGCAGUGCCAAGGCUCAGCGUGAAGCCGCUGCUGCUGCUGCCGCCGCUGCGAAGGACGGCGAGGAGGAGGACCAGGCCCCAGAGUCCGACGACGUCCACUUCGAGCCCGUCAUUCACCUGACAGAAAAGGUUGAAGUCAAGACCAACGAGGAGAUGGAGGAGCAGGUCUUCAAGAUGCGUGCCAAGCUCUUCAAGUACAUCUCUGAAACACGCGAGUGGAAGGAGCGCGGUACUGGCGACGUGCGCCUGCUGAAGCAUCGCGAGAACGGCAAGACCCGGCUAGUCAUGCGCCGCGACAAGACCCUCAAGGUCUGCGCCAACCACUAUGUCGUCCCCGAGAUGAAGCUCUCCCCCAAUGUUGGGUCCGACAGGAGCUGGGUCUGGAACGUUGUUGCUGAUGUGAGCGAGGGCGAGCCCGAGGCCCUCACCCUAGCCAUCCGGUUCGCCAACUCAGAAAAUGCCAACCAAUUCAAAGACGCCUUCUUGAAGGCCCAGAAAGAGAACGAGAGCCUGUUUAAGAAGGCGAGCGAGGAGACUGAGGAGACGAAAGCGGCCGAGAAGGAGGAGAAGGAGGAGUCUGCGUAG
This is a messenger RNA of Chaetomium strumarium, 765 nucleotides long. RefSeq lists its product as uncharacterized. Gene Ontology annotation, cellular component: cytoplasm; nuclear pore. The record is from RefSeq and is a predicted model, not a curated record. Gene Ontology annotation, biological process: nucleocytoplasmic transport. Bases 1 to 765 code for a protein of 254 amino acids. The transcript is spliced from 3 exons. Lineage: Eukaryota; Fungi; Ascomycota; Sordariomycetes; Sordariales; Chaetomiaceae. Gene Ontology annotation, molecular function: GTPase activator activity.